Messenger RNA from Pieris brassicae (large cabbage white), 3056 nucleotides. Its product is annotated as tissue alpha-L-fucosidase-like. Gene Ontology annotation, biological process: fucose metabolic process; glycoside catabolic process. Gene Ontology annotation, molecular function: alpha-L-fucosidase activity. Bases 1588 to 3030 code for a protein of 480 amino acids. Lineage: Eukaryota; Metazoa; Arthropoda; Insecta; Lepidoptera; Pieridae. Gene Ontology annotation, cellular component: lysosome. The transcript has 7 exons. The record is from RefSeq and is a predicted model, not a curated record.
UUUUAGUUUUUUUGUUCUACUCCCCUGCUAUUGUAUCCAGGUACUUUUUUUAAUCUUAUUAUUUAGAAUAUUUACUACUAUUUAAUCAUUUCAUUGUUGAACCGUUCCAGGCACGGUCUGUGGUUUGUUAACAUGUCCUAUAGGCCGGUUAUGGUUUACUGUCAUCUGUGUUUGUUGCUCCAGGUCUUGUCUGGACGGUGCGAAUACAUAAGCACAUGUAGUAUUGCUGGUACAUGUUGGACUGUCUUAAUUUUAAAUCUAUGCAGGUAAUGUGCAAAGGCUCUGUGCUCUGUAAGAAUUUGGGCUAUCUGGGGUGUGAAACGCUUCGUUUUUAUUAACUUGUGCAGCUCUAACAUUUCUGAUGAACAUUUUUGUAGUUCAGCUAUUUCACCUCCCAUUCCGUACUUCGAACGUCUUUUGCCUUAUCUGCCGUUUAAUAUAUGCGGCGUAUUCAGGUGUUCUCAGUUUUUCUGCCGCUUCUUUACUAACGUGUCCGCCCUCUCGUUCCCCGGCGUACCAACUAGCGUAAAGGCGCUGGAGAGGUGUCUAUCAGUUCCGCUAUUGUGGUACUCUUCUACGCUCCGGCCGGCUUGGUCAUCUGGGGCUGAGAGAUCGUCCACUCAAAUUUGACCUAGAGUCACUUUAUGUUUUUUACGUCACGCUUAUUUUUAUUUACGUGGUAAGUCGCAAUUCGCAGCGCGGUCAAUUCUGCUUGAAGAACUGUGUCGUUUUUCUGCCAUCAUCUUUAUAAUUAUUCCGCCUUCCUUCUUUAUAAUACCGCCCUCCGGUAUUUCCGCACUGACCUUAUGGACCAAAGCAAUCUCAAAUAUAAAGGGAAUAUACUUGGAAUGUAAUUGUAUCAUUUGUGAAUCUAUGAUUUUCACAAGAAAAAAAUAUACUUUAAAGGUGGAGCGUAUUCAGAAUAAAUUUACGAGAUACAUGUAUAUGAGGUGCUAUGAAGUAUCCCAUUUUACCCAGUUAUGUAUCCAAUUGUGGGUAUGGUAGUGUACAACAAGCUAGACUUGAAGGACCUUACUAUCACUUUAUAUAUUUUAAGGUUCUUUAGAGGUAAAAAAUAUAAUGCGGAAAUGUUGGAGAGACUGGGGCUGCGUGUGCCAAAUAAUCGGCGUGUUAAUAGGUCGCAAUCGCUUGCCACGCGUAAAAAUUUACUUAGAGAAGUACCGUUUACGCGGGUCUAUAAUUGCAUAUGAGACGGAUAUUUAGUUGCAUACAGGCUUGAUUCAUAAGAAUUGGAUUAUUAAUAAUAUCUACAUAUUAAGGUACCUACUGUAAAAAUUGUAAAUAAGGAAAUAAUUAAAUUCCUUUUUUGAAUUUUAGCCAAUCAGAGCUGUUUUAGUGUUUUUCUACUCUUUUUCUGGAUUCCUUGUCAUAUUUUCAAAUUUUUAUGAAAAUAAUAUGGCAUUGAUAUCCUAUGAAACCAUUCAGUUAAGAUAGUUGUGAUGUGGCGAACGUGCCUUAUCACUAGUUAUUUGUUAGUAUGAUUUAAAUAAACCACGGAUUGUUGCCCAGUAUCAAGUGAAGUCUCAACUACUAAACAACCUAUUGAAUCUUGAACGGGUGUUAAAAAUGUUACUUUUAUGGUUAUGGUGUAUAAAUAUAGUAAUAGCUUCAAUAAAUGGUUUUACUAAUAAGCAAAAUGUAACUGAACCUUUUAAAUUAAACAUAAAACGUUAUUGGCCUGAUUGGGAAGAUCUCGAUACACGUCCACUACCAGAGUGGUAUGAUAGAGCUAAAAUUGGAAUAUUUUUACAUUGGGGAGUGUUCUCAGUCCCAAGUUUUGGGUCAGAAUGGUUUUGGAGUAACUGGGUUGGAGGAAACCAAAAGUAUAUAGAUUUCAUGAAUAAAAAUUAUCCACCUGGUUUUACAUAUCAAGAAUUUGCACCUAUGUUUAAAGCUGAAUUUUUUGAUCCUGAUGAAUGGGCUACACUAUUCAAGAGAGCUGGAGCUAAAUACAUUGUUUUAACCAGUAAACACCAUGAAGGUUUUACACUUUUUCCUUCAAAACGGUCAUUCAGUUGGAAUUCCGUUGAAGUUGGUCCUAAACAAGAUCUAGUCGGUGAAAUUGCUAAAUCAGUUAGAAGACAAGGAAUGAAAUUUGGUGUAUACCACUCAUUAUAUGAAUGGUAUAAUCCCAUUUACUUGGAAGACAAGCGGUCAUUGUUUUUAAAUAAAAGUUAUCCAACAACAAAACUGUGGCCUGAUAUAAAACAACUGGUCAAUGAUUACCGGCCGUCAGUGUUGUGGUCUGAUGGCGAUUGGGAGGCAUUUGAUGCUUAUUGGAAUUCCACUGACCUUUUGGCGUGGUUGUAUAAUGAUAGUCCUGUGAAAGAUGAGAUUGUAGUCAAUGAUCGUUGGGGGAUUGGGAUCCCAUGUCAUCAUGGAGAUUUUUAUAACUGCGCUGACAGGUAUAAUCCAGGAACUCUCCAACCUCAUAAGUGGGAGAAUGCAUUCACGGUGGACUCAAAAUCGUGGGGCUACAGACGAAACAUGAACUUGUCCGAAAUACUCAGUGACAAACAGUUACUCAAAGAAAUCGUUUCCACUGUCAGCUGUGGAGGCAACGCUCUUAUCAACGUCGGUCCAACAAAGGAAGGCACGAUUACGCCAAUAUUCCAAGAGCGUCUCUUGGCUCUUGGUGAUUGGCUUCAAAUAAACGGCGAAGCUAUUUACGAUACUUCACCAUGGAUACAUCAGAACGAUAGCCUUAACAAUGAUGUCUGGUACACGUGCACAAAACAACAGUAUGACGGGGUUAAUCCCACAUCUAAACCAAAGGUGGAAGAUGUGAUGGCGAUUUACGCGACCUUUUUCGAGUGGCCUAAAGAUGAUGUACUCUGUAUAAGGGAUAUCGUCAUUUAUCUACAUCGUCAUAGCACUUUGCGUGUUACCUUGUUGGGAAGUGAUAGGACAUUGAAGUGGAAGAUAGCAUAUGGCGUGACAUACAUCGAGUUACCCAAGGAGUCUGUUAAGUCCAACGUUGGAUGGUCACUUAAAUUUUGUAAUAUUUAAUCAUUAAAUAUGUUUCGAAUAAACUA